Candida dubliniensis CD36 is the source of this 2031-nucleotide messenger RNA. It is a transcript of the gene DSL1, whose product is annotated as Dsl1p. The record is from RefSeq and is a predicted model, not a curated record. The transcript has a single exon. The coding region runs from base 1 to 2031 and encodes 676 amino acids. Lineage: Eukaryota; Fungi; Ascomycota; Pichiomycetes; Serinales; Debaryomycetaceae.
AUGCCAUCUAUUGAACAACAACUAGAAGAUCAAGAAUUAUAUUUAAAAGAUAUUGAACAGAAUAUAUCCACAACAUUAUCCAAAAUAAACAAGACAACCCUUGAAAAUGAUCGUGAAUUUCGAAAACAGUUUGAAGAAAUUCCUCAAGAUUCACAUACAGAUAAUGAAAAUUUAACUGAUUUAACAAUUUCUGAAUUAAAUAAUAAAUUUGAAAUUAUUACUGACAAUUUAAAUCACUUGAAUGAAUUACAAGAGAUCAAUUUCAAAUUAAAAGAGAUUGAAACAUACUUGGGGAAACCGAAAACAUUGCAAAGUAUUUUGGAUUUACAAUAUUUAAACAAUUUAUUUAACAAAGAAAUCAUUAUCGAUACAAAUUCCAAAUAUAUAAUAUACAAACAAAUUAAGAAAAGAAUUGAUUCACUUCAUCAAGAUUUUAUUGUUCAAUUGAAUGAAUAUUUAACCAUUCUUUUGAUUCCUGAUCCAUAUACCAUUACCAAUGUAGCAAUUUUACAAGAUUUCAAUCGGUUUCUAUUGAAAAAUGGACAUAAUAUAGAUGCCUAUGAUAAAUAUAAGGAAAAUUGGGAUAAAUUAGUGGAUUCAAUAUUAGAGAGCCCUUCUUCAAAUCAAUCCAAUUUGAAUUUGAUUGUUGAUGAACUUGAAGAUACUAUUAAAUUAGAAUUUGUAUCUGAUAAUGGAAACAACAAUUUUAUUAAAUCAAUUAUUAAUUUAAUUAAAUUUAUAAAUGAAUUACAAUAUCCCACAAUUAAAAAUUAUUUAAAUUCUAAAAUUUCCAAGAACAUAAUUGAUAAAAUUUCGAUCAAUAUAAAUCAAAUUAUCAAUGACAAACAACAAUUGACUGAUUUAGAUGAAUUAGUAGUAUUAUGUCAUGAAAAUAAUUGGAAUGUUUUAUCAAGAAUGGAAGAAGGAAGUGGUUCCAUAAAAGAAAAAUUAAAUAAAUUGCAUCUUGAUUGGAUUGUUGAUAAUUAUGUGGAAAGAAUCAAAAAGGUAUUCAAAUCUGAUGCCAUGAAACAAACUGAAUUGAUUGAUUUUGAUACUGGAAAACUAAACAAAGAAGAAAACAAAGCAACAAAUGAGAACAGUAAAAACGACGACGAUGGUGACGAUGGGUGGAAUGAUAAUUGGGACGACGGUUGGGAAGAAGAAGAAGAAGAAGAAAAAGAAACCGAUACUGGUGAUAAAGCAUCUCAUCAAGAUACAUCGGAUGAGAGAAUAGUUAUUACUAAGAUUCCUUCUGAACUAUUAAUACUUAUCAAUGAAUUCAGCAGAAGUUCAUCAGACUUGAAUCACCUAAUAACUUCAAUUCAAGCAUUAGCCACAGUUGAAUAUCCUUCAUUAGCAAAUUCAUUUUUAUUGCUUAACGAUCUAAAUUAUUUAUCUUCAAAAUUAUCUUCCUCCAGUGAUGCUCAAAAAUUGACACAAUUUGUCAAUUGCAAUUGGAAUCAAGUACUCAUUAAAUUUUAUCUGGAAUUAAAAAUUGUAUUAUCAUCACUCAAUUUAGAAAAUGAUGAAUUAAACAACAACAACUUUGAUGAAUUGGAUGAUUAUAAUUUAAACCAAUUAAGUUUGAUUUAUAAAUGGUUCAAUAUAUUAUUCGAAGAAAAACAAUUGAAAUCUACCAAUAAACCAAAAUUUAUCUUAUUAGUUAUUGAUUUGGUAGAAUUUAUAAAUAAUUGGCUUAUUCAAAUGAUAUUCAAUCUUGACGAUAUAAGUGAACAUCAAUGUACCAAAAUAACUCAUAUUAUUGAUAAUUUAAACAAUGUAACAAUACCAUAUAUUCAAGAAUUGGAUGGUAUUAAUAAAGAUUCAUCAAUUGAAUCAUAUCAUAAAUUAAAUAAUGUUAAAUUUUUGGUCAAUAAUCAUUUGAAAGAUAUUAUGGAAAGAUUUUAUCAAGGUGAAUUAUUUAAUCUUGAAACUCAAGAAUUAGUAAAUAUGAUAAAAUCUAUUUUUAUUCAAAGUGAAUUAAGAGAUAAUUAUAUUCAAGAAAUUAUUGAAUUCAGAAACAUGAGCUAA